ACACGCUGUCAAGCCGAAACGUUAAUAAUAAAAUUCUAAAGUUCUACACCGAUAUACAACCCUGUCACAUAUUUUAUUUUAAUUAGAACUUUUUAUUGUUCAAACAAAUAUAUAGUAUUUUCUUAUCAAAAAAAAAAACGGUAAACAAACAAAUUGGGUAAUCGCAGUUGACGUUAUCUCUAAACAACAUAAACAUUAAAUUAUGAACUAUGAUGGCAUAUUAGCACAAAUAACAGAUGAAAAAUUGAACGUUUAUCAAAGCCAAGCAAAUGCUGUGGAGGAGCAAGGUGCUGUUGAAGAAGAACAAGUGGCUACUAUACAAACAGUUCAGCAAUCUCCAGCAGUUCGGUCUAAGAGCAACUCAGAAAGUUCCACGCCUCAACGUAAAAUUUCUGCGUCUACUCGUUUCAUGAACGCAUUUCAACAGUUCUAUACGGCCACUUCCAAUUCAAAUUCUGCACCUGCACCUGCACCUACCACACACAUUGAGAACAAUGAUAGCGAUACAGCAACCCUUGGUAGCAACCGUACACCUACUAAAAGUGGUACUAUGGAAUCAAAAUUGUUAUCGAUGUGGCAUAAUGUAAAAUAUGGUUGGAGUGGAAAACUGAAAUCGAAUUUUUCAAAAGAGCAGCCGGUCUGGCUUUUAGGACGUUGUUACCAUCGUAAAUAUACUCCACCUGCGUCACUGGAAACAUCUGCUGAUCUAACGAAUUGCAUUACAUCAACUGCAAAUGAUGCUAUUAUAUUAGAUGGUACUACAACGCUUAGCUUUGAUGGCAAUAUAUGUGAAAGUAUGCAACCAAACGUUUCAUCACUCUAUCCAGUUCUUAAUCCACAACAUAUUGAUGAAAUUGUAGUACCACAAGAAUUAGGAAUGGAUGCAGCUGAAAAUCAAGGAGCCGAUAUACAGUGGGAAGAGAGUAUUGAAGGAUUUCGCCGUGAUUUUUAUAGCAGAAUUUGGAUGACUUAUCGACGAGAGUUUCAAACAAUGAAUGGUUCCAACUAUACAUCUGAUUGUGGAUGGGGUUGCAUGUUACGAAGUGGUCAAAUGCUGUUGGCUCAAGGAUUAGUUUGUCAUUUUCUUGGAAGAAGUUGGCGAUAUAACGCUGAUACUCAGUUGCAUUCAACUUACGAGGAUAUCACACAUAAAAAAAUAAUUAAAUGGUUCGGAGAUAGUUCUUCAAAAAAUAGUCCAUUUUCCAUACAUACACUAGUACGUCUAGGAGAGGAAAUGGGUAAGAAACCAGGCGAUUGGUAUGGUCCUGCAUCAGUGUCUUAUUUGUUAAGGCGUGCCUUAAAAACUGCUGCUCAAGAAAAUGCUGAUUUCGACAACAUUAAUAUUUAUGUGGCUCGCGAUUGCACAAUUUAUAUUCAAGACAUUGAGGAUGAAUGUCGAAUACCGGAACCAACACCACAGUUCGUGCCAUGGCAAAUGGCUCGCAAAAUUCCUAAACAGGAAAGAAAGAUGUGGAAGUCACUUAUAAUUCUAAUACCAUUAAGACUUGGCACGGAAAAAAUAAAUCCGGUAUACGCACACUGUUUAAAGCUAUUACUAAGUACAGAAUACUGCAUUGGAAUUAUUGGAGGAAGGCCGAAACACUCGUUAUAUUUUGUUGGAUUUCAAGAGGAUAAGCUUAUACAUCUGGAUCCGCAUUACUGUCAAGAAAUGGUAGAUGUGAAUAUGGAGAACUUUCCACUGCACACGUUUCAUUGCAAAUCACCACGAAAACUAAAAACAUCCAAAAUGGAUCCCAGCUGCUGUAUAGGUUUCUAUAUUCCAACAAAAAAUGACUUUGAUCAGUUUGUGGAAAGCGUACAAUUGUAUUUACAUCCAAUGCGUUGUGCUUCUGGAACUAUUGAUAAGAUUAUUCCACCAGCACAACAACUGCCUUGUAUGGCAACUAGUUACGACGGCAGCACUGCAGCUACACAAUUUGCUGAAAUGAAUUAUCCACUUUUUAGCUUCUCAAGAGGCCGAUGUUUGGAUCACGAAACAGAUGAAAUGAGUGAUUCCCUAUAUAAACCUGUACAGGAGCAGAUGGCACAAGUGUGUCAAGAUAAAUAUUUAACCGAUGAUGAGGAUGGUGAAACAGAAGAGUUCGUUUUAUUAUAAAGCAAUUGAGUUUACAAGAAUUUCGAAUAAUUCAACUAUGAUGGCUUAAUUCUUUUUUUUUUAAUGAAACAUCCUUUUUUACAUUUUACAUAUAUUUUUUUCACAUUUAUUAUUAAUGGUAAAAUUGUACAAAUAAUUUGACAGAUAGUUUUAUUAUCGCCUAUUUCACAACUACAGAAAAAGUUUAGUUUAUUUCGGUUUUUAGUAACUAAAUGUACCCUUAGUUAAACGAUCCUUUUUGGGUCUUAAUUACUUUAAUAUUAAUAAACUCGUUCCUUUUUCGCUUUAAGCUUGCAUAUUUUCAUAACUGCAGCCAUCGCAAAGCAAAAAGUUGUCUUUGUCAAUGGAAUUACUUAAUUUUCAAAUUAUUUAAUAUUCAAACAUUUAUAAUCUAAAUACACACAUAUGUAAAUGUAGUUCGGAAUCAAUGCUUCUAUUAUAAAAGUAUAUUAUACAAAUACACAUUUCUGCUGUAAUUUUUGCCAGUAAUUUAAAAUAUUGAUCAGAAAAAUUGUUUCAAAAUUUGUCUUACAUUAAAAUGUGAUGAUCAUUUAAUUACAUGCCACAUAUAUGAUAAUUUAUUAAGAAAAUAAUUAAUUUUUUUUUCUUUCAUUUUUAUAUUUAUAAUGCCUUGAUUUACAUUUAAAUAUUUAGUUUUAUUUUAGGAAUCCAUAUUUUAUGUGAUAAUAAAUAUCAUCUGAUGUACAUAAAAUAUACUUGUAAGAACAAUGAUUAUU
Molecule: messenger RNA, 2853 nt
Organism: Teleopsis dalmanni
Lineage: Eukaryota; Metazoa; Arthropoda; Insecta; Diptera; Diopsidae
Gene: Atg4b
Product: cysteine protease ATG4D
Exons: 7
Coding region: 203-2116 (637 amino acids)
Molecular function (GO): protein-phosphatidylethanolamide deconjugating activity
Source: RefSeq, a predicted model, not a curated record